AUGCCUGGACAAUUCGUUGCGAUCACUAAUACGAACAUUGUUGACGAGAGCGGCAGAGAUUUGGCUUGUGGUGGAAAUCUGCAAGUAAUCCGGCCGAAGAGUGAUAACCUCAUCAGGUUGACAGCUGUCCAAAAGCUUGACCCCGAAGAUGCAGAAACUACUGCGAAACCCAUACUUCAUGUGAUGUCCACAACUAACAGACCUGCACCAAAAAUUCGACCAAUCGCACCCCGCGUUGCUCCACCUAUUCACAGUUCCUUUUCUAUUUCGGCACCAGCGCAAAAGGAGCUGGUACCGUUUGCAGUAUUACCUAUAUCACCAACGCAGGUCUUAUCCAAUCACCGAUCUGGUACAUCACGAGACAUUGAACCUCCAGUUUUUAUGCCGAUAAGAAAAACUAAUGUAACCCUUCCAAAUAUGGAGCCCCCAUCCACGCUGCCUACACCUGUGGUAGCACAAACAAAACGAACACCGUCAGUUCAGGAUCUCAUUAGUCGAGUGGCUGGGCAGCCAAUUUUAGAAGGGCAAUUAAAGUUUCUCGCUAAGAAGUUCGGAUUUGAUCGCAUGACAGGAGAACAAGCAGCGCAGCGCUUGACCCAGAUCCAUCGUAUGCUAGGGAGCCUAAAAAGCGCUCCAACAAAUGGUGGAAGACAACCGAUAUCUCCUGUGAAUGCUAAGGAGAUGAAUUCCAUAUCACCUGAUCUGAUAUCCAAAAUAGCAUCUUUUCUACCAUCAAGUAGCACCAUUAAUGGAGCUCUUACCAACAGGAUCACACAAUUUAUCGCGUUAGUACCUCAU
Molecule: messenger RNA, 798 nt
Organism: Strongylus vulgaris
Lineage: Eukaryota; Metazoa; Nematoda; Chromadorea; Rhabditida; Strongylidae
Source: the annotation of a GenBank genome assembly